UUCAAAGUGACGGUUAGAUGGAUCUCCGGACAUGAUGGAGUACGAGGGAACGAGAUCGCGGAUGAGGAAGCAAAGCGGGCAGCAACGAGCAGAAGAGAAUCCAGUCCCAUCCGCCAACUCCCCAAGUACCUCCGUAAGGGGGUACUACCAAGCAGCAUUUCGGCUCUGAAACAGGCACAAAAACGGGAAUCCUCAGAGAGAUGGGCGAGAUUCUGGAAGAAGUCACCGCGCUACGAUCACACAUCUAACAUCGACCCGAACAUA
Messenger RNA from Suillus clintonianus, 264 nucleotides. RefSeq lists its product as uncharacterized. The transcript has a single exon. The annotation marks the transcript as partial. Lineage: Eukaryota; Fungi; Basidiomycota; Agaricomycetes; Boletales; Suillaceae. Gene Ontology annotation, molecular function: RNA-DNA hybrid ribonuclease activity; nucleic acid binding. The record is from RefSeq and is a predicted model, not a curated record.